Molecule: messenger RNA, 4709 nt
Organism: Ceutorhynchus assimilis (cabbage seed weevil)
Lineage: Eukaryota; Metazoa; Arthropoda; Insecta; Coleoptera; Curculionidae
Source: the annotation of a GenBank genome assembly
UAAAAGUCCUCCUCUUCCAACUAUAUGCUCGCCUACUCCUAAGCUUGCCAAGAUAUGUAACUGUUCAGUGUCGUUUAAGGAAUAAAUUUUUAAAAGCGUCAUGAUUUAAUAAACAUUUUUAACUUUGAAUCAACAGAAUAUGAAAAUAAUUUGAAUUUUAAAAUAAAAACUUUUUGUUUGUUAUGAGUAUGAGACGUCACAAGUUGACAACUAUGACAAUGUAUCAGGCCCCGGUAGCUAAGGCCACUACAAAAAGCAACAAAAAAAGAAGAAAAUAUUUUAUUUGUUGUUGAUGUUGUGUUAUGGUGUGGUGUGACAGUUCUUGUCCUAUUUGAUUUCCAGAUAAAAAUAUUUCAUAUUUAUUUUAAUUUAAAAUGAGUUUUGAAUUAAUUAAAAACUUGUGAACAUAGAUUAAUAUAGGAACGAAAUGGCUUCAGUUAAAGUGGCCGUACGUGUCAGGCCCUUUAACCAAAGGGAAAUUGAUUUGGAAGCUCAAUUGAUUAUUCAAAUGAAGGGUAAAACUACGGGUAUUUUGAAUUGCAAGGCAAACACCAGAGACGAAAACAUCCGCUACAAAGAAUUCACUUUCGACCAUUCCUAUUGGUCGCACAACAAAAACUUUGACAACUUUGCAUCACAAGAACUAGUUUACAAUGACUUGGGCACCGAAGUGGUCGAUUGUGCCUUCGAAGGGUACAAUGCUUGCGUUUUUGCUUACGGACAAACCGGCAGCGGGAAAACUUUCACUAUGAUGGGAUCACCUGAAAACCAAGGUUUGAUCCCAAGAAUAUGCAAAGCCUUAUUCGACCGAAUGUCCGAGAAUUGCAAAAGAGGUACAACUCACCGAGUUCAAGUCAGUUACCUGGAAAUCUACCAGGAACGAGUGGCGGAUUUGCUGAUGGACAGAAGAGACAAGGAAGGCGGCAACCUAAAAGUACGCGAACAUCCGAAAAAAGGGCCCUACGUUCAAGGCCUGACGACUUGUUGGGUCACCAAUUACGGCCACAUACAGGACUGCAUGAACAGAGGAAAUUCUCACAGGACAACAGCUUCUACUAAUAUGAACGAUGUCAGUAGCAGGAGUCACGCAAUUUUUACUAUUACUUUUGUUCAGGCUAGUUAUUGUGAUGGAGUACCUAGCGAAACUGUUUCAAAGAUACAUCUUGUAGACCUUGCGGGCAGCGAAAGAGCAGAUUCGACAGGAGCAACGGGCCAAAGACUAAAAGAAGGUGCUCACAUUAAUAAAUCCCUAGUUACUUUAGGUUCAGUAAUCUCAGCCCUAGCAGAAAUAUCAACGAUAGACUCAAAAGACCAAAACUGCCAAAGAAAAACUUUUUUCAUCCCGUACAGAGACUCCGUCCUUACUUGGCUACUAAAAGACAGCCUGGGCGGAAAUUCCAAGACAAUAAUGAUAGCGGCAAUUAGUCCAGCAGAUUGUAACUAUGGAGAGACUCUAAGUACGCUGCGGUACGCGAAUAGAGCUAAAAACAUCAUCAACAAACCGACAAUUAAUGAAGAUCCUAAUGUUAAACUUAUCAGGGAGUUGCGUAACGAAAUCAGCAAGCUUAAGGGCCUAAUGUUCUGCGAACAACGAUCCGAUAUGUUGGCACAGCAAAUACACGAAAAGGAAACUAGAGAAAAGGAGCUCACAGAAGAAUGGACAGGAAAAUGGAGAGAGGCUCAAGCCAUUCUACGAGAGCAAACAGCUUUAGGAUUGAGAAAAUCUGGUGCUGGUGUAGUUUUGGAUUCGGACAGGCCACAUUUAGUUGCUAUUGACGAUGAUCCUUUAAGUACUGGAGUUACACUUUAUCAUUUAAAAGAAGGAACAACAACAAUUGGUUCUGGUGAUUCAGACAUAAGGCAAGACAUUGAACUACGCGGUGCUGGAAUGGAGACUGAACAUUGUACGAUAACGUUUUUAAACGGUGGAGCUACUUUAACGCCGAAAUCUGGUGCUUAUGUGAUGUUAAAUAAUCAGAUAUUAGAAUCGCCUGCGAAAUUAUCGCAGGGCUGCAUAAUAUUUUUAGGAAAAGCGCACGUUUUUCGGUUUAAUGAUCCUGCUGAAGCUGCUCAGCUACGUAAAGGCGAAAAGGCGCACAACCUUUCUAGAUUGAGCAUUCUUAGUUGGUCAACACCUGAUUUGGCUUUGUCAAUGGAGAAUUUGCAAAUUGCGGAUGAUGAUAAAUUUGAUAUUGACUUGCAAAGGCAGACGUUGGAAAAGGAAAAGGAACAGUUUGAGAAGGAACAAGAGCAAUUUGAAAAAAGUAAGGAGGCGUUUGAGCGUAGGAAAAGGAGUUUGGAAGAAGCGCAGGCUAAAUUGGAAAGUGAGAAGAAGAUUGUGCAAAAGGAACAUGCUGAACAAACAAGGCAAUUACACGAAGACUGGCUAGUUUUGACUGAACAGCAACGAGAAACUGAAAUGGAGCUGAAAAGGAAAGAGCAAGAUUUGAUAUUCCAAAGGCAGGAAUUGGAAAAGGAUAGAUUGAAAAUUGUAGGAGAGAUUAAUGGAGACUGUGAAGCGUUGCAACAGUUGCGCAGCGAUUUUUUGUCCAAGUUUGGCAACGUGUGCAAAGUAAUUUGCGCACACGCUAACGAUAUUACUUUUCCUGAUUCCCGAUCCAAAGUUUUGUUUCAGGAACUUGCUGCAAAAUCACAAAUUACGCCUCUGUCAGAUACAGAAUCCGAUAGUUUGGUGGAAAUCCUAAAUACUAUAAGAGCACCGGAUGUUUUACAAAAACUUGUUAAUCAUCAUAGAAAAGAAUUAGCUGAACUACAAGCUGAGCUAAAUCGCAGAGUACAAACCUUAUGCGAGAGACAAAAAAGUGUUGAAGAAAUUGACCAAAAACUUAUAGGAUUAGUUAAUAAUCAAGAAACCUUAAAUAGCUCAAAAAGUAGUUUUGACAGUAGCACGUCAGCAAACGAUUUACAAUCGUUGAAAGACGAAUUGGCAAAAAGGAGCGAGCAGGAAUUGCAAAGUAUUGAACAGAGAAAACUAGAAUUGACCCUAAAUCUAAAAAAAAUCAACUCAGUUGAACCACUUUCAAGCCCUGAUAACGUAACUACUUUAAGCAGCGACACUUACCAUACAGCCCCCAACAGUUGCGGUUCACCCACAGCCCCUUUUUUAGAUCCUUUAAUGAGUGACAGCGGCGUAGAACUGAAACCAAUCAAAAACCAUCAAGAAGAAAGCUUUUACGAUGAUUUGUCUAGCAAUGAAGGCUUUGUCAGUGACUCCCAGUCUUCUAGUUCAAUUGAAAAUCACUCGCCAGUAAGUAAAAAAUACAGGCGCCGAGAUGCUGAGGCCUUAAGGCGUAUGUUGCACAGAAUCACUCAACAAAAACAUGCAAUAGUUAGGAAUUUGGAUAACCAUAUGCCCAAAGAGAAUUUGGACAAACAAAUAGCGAACCUUCAAGAACUACAAAAACAUUACAUGGCAAUGAAAUACGGUUGUAGCUCAAUUUUAUCUCCAGCCUUGGAGCAUCCCUUGCAAAACAUGGAUAGUCCCAGUCCCAUUAAGCCCUUACAUACCGGUUCUACUAGUGCCUUAUACUCACCUAUUCAAGCCCACAACAGAAUUCCUCUUUAUAACCAGUACUUGUACAGGUCGAUGCCUUCUAUAGCAACUGAAUCUGAUUGUGACUCUAUAAUCAGCAUAACCAGUUAUUGCCUAAGAGGUGCUGGCACCAAAACACAUUACGAAUAUGAGGUAAGAAUAAGUACCAUAGACGACAGAUGGACAAUAUUAAGACGAUACAGCAGAUUUAGAGAUUUGCACAUUGCUAUGAAAGCCCGCUAUAAAGAUAAGGUUGGUUCUAUACCAUUCCCGUCUAAAACCCUAUUUGCCAAUACAGAAUCUGUGGCAGAAUCUAGAAGGAAACAACUCGAAUUCUAUCUUAGAAGGUUGAUAGACAGUUGUAAAACUUUGCCAAGUUGUCCGUUGGCCUAUGGAGGUCCAAUCACGAAAACUGCUUUAAUAAAUUUCUCUCCUUUCUUCAAGAAAGGUGUAUUUGAAAAUGGAAAAUACGGGACUUCAUGAUUGAUACUUUUGUGGUUUGUUUUAGGAGGGUAGAAUAUUUUCACAAAUUAGUUGGUGGAGGAAUUUCGAUUUUUCUUUUUGAAUUUUAUACCAGUUUUCACUCUUCUUUGCCAGUGGCCCAAACGUUUUACCUUUAAGCUUUAUUUGAAGUUGUUUGAUGAAACUAUAAACCAUCUAUAAUUAUUGACAGUUACCUGAAAAAAAAUGAUUUCCUUAUUUAGUUAGUUGACAGUCUCUUAAGAAAAAAAAAAUUAAUAAAAAUGUGAUAAGAUUAGUCUGUAAGUUAAUAUAUUUUUUAAUUAUUAAACUUUUUGUACAUUCAAUUUUUAUCCAUCAAAUUUAGUGCAAUAUGUUUGAUUUAUAUUGUAAAUUAUUGUUAUAACAAAUUAAUAGUAAAAGUUUAUAUUUUAACCAGUGAUGAAAAGAUUAUAAUGUUGAAUUAAAUUUUAUAAAUAAAAGUAUUGUGAGUUUAAUUGAUAGACACUAACUAUUUAGGUAUAAUUUAUUAGAAAAUCAAACUUACAUUUUAUACAAAAAAAAAAUCAAAUUGGGUGAUCAUAAGGCACCCAACUCUCCAUUCUCCAGUUGUUUGAGCAAGCGAAACAGGGCUGCCGCCUCUCGGAUUCUGCUAAAUUCAAUACAGAACGCCUGAACUUCAAUAAAUAACUCCUAA